Messenger RNA from Fonsecaea pedrosoi CBS 271.37, 846 nucleotides. RefSeq lists its product as uncharacterized. Gene Ontology annotation, molecular function: oxidoreductase activity, acting on the CH-OH group of donors, NAD or NADP as acceptor. Bases 1 to 846 code for a protein of 281 amino acids. The transcript has a single exon. NCBI's taxonomy places the organism in Eukaryota, Fungi, Ascomycota, Eurotiomycetes, Chaetothyriales, Herpotrichiellaceae. The record is from RefSeq and is a predicted model, not a curated record.
AUGGAUGUGCCCGGGUACGCGUUGAUCACGGGCGGAGGAUCAGGCAUCGGCAGGGAGUGCGCAAAGACGUUUGCGCGCGACGGGGCCGCGGGCGUGGCGCUGCUGGAUCUGAACCACGACGGGUUGCUCGCGGUGAAGGCCGAGAUCGAGGCGCAACAACAACAGCAACAAAGCAGCGAAGGGGGAACCAAGGCGAAAGCGCCGUGCAGGGUCGAGGUGUACGUCGUGGACGUGCGCAACGAGGACCAAGUCAACCAGACGGUGGCGACGGUGGCGCGCACGUUCGGCCGGCUCGACUACGUCGUCAACGCGGCGGGGGUGGCCAAGAAGCACGCCGGCGGCGCCGCGUUUGCCACGACCGAGGACUGGCAGCGCGUGCUCGACAUCAACCUGACGGGGACGUUCUUCGUGCUCCGGGCGGCGGCGCAGAUCAUGCUGAAGCAGGAGCCCUUGGCCUCGAGCAUCGACGGCCGGGCCCUCCAGCGCGGCUCCAUCGUCAACCUAGGCUCGAUCCUCGGCGCGGUCGGCGUGCCCCUGUCGACGGCCUACACGGCCUCGAAGCACGGCGUGCUGGGCCUCACGCGCUCCGCGUCCGAGGACUACGCGUCGCAGGGGCUGCGCAUCAACGCCAUCUGCCCGGGGUACAUCGACACGCCCAUGACCAACAACACCUCGGACCCGCUCAUCCGCAACACCAUGACCGACAUGGUCGCGCACGCCGUGCCCAUGAAGCGCGCGGGCCUGCCGCGCGAGAUCGCAGACGGCGUCGUCUACCUCUCCGGGGGGAGGAGCUCGUUCGUCACGGGCACGGCGCUCUUCGUCGAUGGCGGGUAUACCGAGAGAUAG